Molecule: messenger RNA, 1410 nt
Organism: Tetrapisispora phaffii CBS 4417
Lineage: Eukaryota; Fungi; Ascomycota; Saccharomycetes; Saccharomycetales; Saccharomycetaceae
Exons: 1
Coding region: 1-1410 (469 amino acids)
Source: RefSeq, a predicted model, not a curated record
AUGCACUUGAAUUAUAUAGUUCAUAGGUAUCUAAAUCGGUAUAUAUAUAAAUGUGAACAUGUGGAUGACAUACAAUGCAGCGUCAAUCGAAAAUGUUGUUUGACGAAUAUUAUAUGGAGGCACACAAGUACCCAACAGAAAGCAGUGGAUGAGAUAGUAAUGUCCACGUCUCUCCUAUUUUUAGCACAAUUGCAAGUAGUGUUGAUGGCUUUCAUAAGUGCUGCCGUUGGUUUAUCAGGGGCUUCUAACUCCACCUUAGCAUCCAGAUCCUUUGCAAAAGGCUCGAGCACUUCGCUAUUUGGUACAUACUCUUCAAGGGAUGCAGCAGUGGAAUAUGCAAGCAGUGAAAUCAAUGAAAUCAUCUUCUCCAGUUCUCAACGACCAUUAUACUUCACAUCGUCAUAUCAGUCCUCGAGCUCAUUGGAUAUUCAUUCGCAGAUAAGUUCUGACACAGCAGUUUCAACAGUCUUGAACUCAAGUUUAGCCUAUUCGUUGUCUGCUCUGGAUUCAAUAGAAGGAUCGCUGAGCACAUCAAGCCCAUUGUCAAUUCUCCCCUCUAGCUCCUCCUAUAUUCCCUCGCCAACGUACUAUCAAGGAAGUUCCGUGCAUGCUCCAGAAACUUAUAACAGUAGCGUUGACGUCUAUACGUCUCUUGCUCUCGUUACAAACAUCGUAAAUGGGCAUACUUAUGUAUCAAAUUAUUACGCAACAGUAACUGAAAUCGAUUCAUCUACAGCAGCUGUUAGUUUUGGAUCAAAACAACUAGGCUACAAGCAUGUUUUAUCAACACAUAAUCGUAAUAUUAUAAUAGGUUGUUGUGUGGGACUUGGUAUCCCAUUGAUGAUACUGCUGAUAGUACUAUUCUAUUAUAUUUUCAUCAGGAAAACUAAGACGGUUGACUAUAUUAAUUCAGAAGGUGGAAUUGUUACUGCCUAUGACAAAAACUUUAUUCACAAGAAGUGGUAUUUGUUAAUAGGUAAAGAAAAUAAAAUUGAACCGACUUUCAAGAACAACAAGGUCACAGUUCUAGAACCUGAAAAUUCUGGUGUCAGUUAUUCUUCCGAGAAUUUGAAUUUAGAAACUAGUCACGACAAUAACUACAAAGAAUUUAUUAAUACUACUGCCACAAAGAAUUAUAAGAACUAUAAAAUAAGCAACAGUUUUAAUAGGCAUAAGAGAAACAAAUCAAAUCAAUUACCAACUCACAAUUUUCUGGUAGAGGAAGAUCAAUACUAUAAUCGUCAAUCUGACAACGUAAUAUCAAUUGAUGCGAGCAACAACGGGAAUAAUAAUGCUAAUGCAAAAUAUACUGCUAUAGAAGGUCGAAACAGUACAAUUACUCAGACUUCAGCUUCAACAUCAGGUUCUCCAUAUGAAAAAUAUUCAUCUGAAGAAUCUAUGACUCAUUAA